This is a messenger RNA of Phragmites australis (common reed), 1517 nucleotides long. RefSeq names its product phosphatidylglycerophosphate phosphatase PTPMT2-like. The transcript is spliced from 6 exons. Gene Ontology annotation, molecular function: phosphatidylinositol-4,5-bisphosphate 5-phosphatase activity; protein tyrosine/serine/threonine phosphatase activity. The record is from RefSeq and is a predicted model, not a curated record. Gene Ontology annotation, biological process: protein dephosphorylation. Lineage: Eukaryota; Viridiplantae; Streptophyta; Magnoliopsida; Poales; Poaceae. The coding region runs from base 269 to 1270 and encodes 333 amino acids.
CGCCACCAAUAAACCCACCAACGAAAAAAACAGCGAGCCAGCUCCGCCUCCUUCCGAUUCGGCAUUUUCCGUGCCACCUGUUUCCUGGGGUUUUCUUCCCAUUUCUCGCGUCCCCAGGCCACGACCACGACGAGCAAAGCCACCCACUCUCUCCCUCUCUAUCCACGGUUUUUUUUCCUCUUCCACGCCUAAGCGGAUCUGCUCGCUGAGGAAGGGGAAGCGUUUAAGCGCCAAUUGAUCGGGUCUGAGCUGCUGGGGGAGGUGGGGAAUGAAAAUUUGCGAGCUGGGAUACGGUGACGGGAGGCUGGUGGGGCAGGAGGAGGAAGUUGAGGCCAGAGGCAGCGGCGAGGUCGUGAGGCUGAAGGCGAAGCGCGCGCUCGUCGGCGCCGGCGCGAGGGUGCUGUUCUACCCGACGCUGCUCUACAACGUACUGCGGAACCGCUUUGAGGCGGACUUCCGGUGGUGGGAUCGCGUCGACCAGUGUGUUUUGCUAGGCGCUGUCCCUUUUCCAAGUGAUGUUCCACAUUUGAAGAAGCUUGGAGUUCAAGGAGUUGUAACGCUGAAUGAACCUUAUGAGACUUUGGUCUCGACAUCCUUAUACCAGGCCCAUGACAUUGAUCACCUGGUGAUUCCAACAAGAGAUUACCUUUUCGCACCUUCGCUGGAGGAUAUUUGUCGAGCCAUAGAUUUCAUCCACCGGAAUGCAGCACAGGGUGGUACUACUUAUGUUCACUGUAAAGCUGGAAGAGGUCGAAGCACCACUAUUGUUUUGUGCUAUUUGAUUAAAUAUAGAAGCAUGACCCCUGAAGCAGCUUUGGAUCAUGUCCGAUCCAUUAGGCCUAGAGUGCUUCUGGCACCAUCACAGUGGCAUGCUAUUAACGCAUUUGGCACUCUCACCACUGGACUUCAUCCAAUACGAAGUUCAAACCUGGGCUGUUUCCUAGAGGCCACCGAAGCCUGUGCCACUAACACAGAAUUUGAUGAUUACCACGCCAUGGAGUUUGAUUGCGAAGAUGGUGGUUUGCCGCUUUGUCAAGUUAUGCUACCUAGGCCAACCAGUUCCACUGGAUGCAUUGAUGCAGUCCUCAUAACAGAAGAAGACCUUGAGGGCUACGAUACGUACGUUGACACCAGGAAGGAUGCCGUGUUGUUAGAAGUUGUCACUCGCAAGUCCUUCAUGAGGAGAUUGUCCUGCCUCUUUGGAUCGCUGAAACUUGACAGCAAUUGUGAACCAGCCCCAAGCCGGUUCACCGAGGUUCGGGCCUGCUAGGCAGGCUCUUUCGACAGUUUUUCCAUGUUGUGAAUCGCGAGUGUAUUUCUAGAUAUGCAAUUAGCCAAGCUGAGGAGUUUCUGUAGUCAUGGCAGUGCCAUCGGGGGGAAAAGUUGUGUGCAUAGCCAGAGGUUGUAGGCUGUAGAGUGUAGAGUUGUGAAUGCGUCGAUUUUCCUUGUUUUUCCUUCAAAACAUGUGAUUCAUUUGCAUCAUUGUUUCCUCGGAAUAAAAGGCUAAAUGCGUCGAA